Molecule: messenger RNA, 1921 nt
Organism: Salvelinus sp. IW2-2015
Lineage: Eukaryota; Metazoa; Chordata; Actinopteri; Salmoniformes; Salmonidae
Product: C-X-C chemokine receptor type 3-like
Biological process (GO): immune response; positive regulation of cytosolic calcium ion concentration; cell chemotaxis
Cellular component (GO): external side of plasma membrane; membrane
Molecular function (GO): C-C chemokine binding; C-C chemokine receptor activity
Source: RefSeq, a predicted model, not a curated record
UACAACUCUGCUCACCGUGAGAGUAGAGGACUGAAAUGACUAUACUUCCUCUCUUCUAAAAGUCCUGCAUCAUCCCCUUGACCUCCUUCACUUUUGUUUUGUGUGAACUGUUAGUUGAAGUUGUUGUCUCUCUUUCCCCUCUUCCUUUAAGCUCUUUUCUGUUCUGCUUCUUUAAGUGCCCAGGGGAUGAAGCCAUUCAAACAAACUGCCUGUUCUCUCCUGGCUUAUUUAUAGUGUAAGCAAACAGCAGUGUUUGUCUCUAGUCUCUCCAAUGCUACUGGGACUACUAAAUGAUCGGUUAUAGAACAUGGCUAAUGUGACACACAUGGAUUUGGACCUGGGAGGGAUAUUUCUAGAGAAUAGCCCCUAUAACUACGAUGAGGACUAUGUUUAUAAAGAGGAAUGCUCCCCUGAAGAUGGCGUUGGGGUGCGUUUUGGCACGGUGUUCCUCCCGAUGCUCUACUCCCUGACGCUGAUCCUGGGGCUAGUGGGUAAUGGGCUGGUCCUGGUGGUUCUGGUCCAGAGGAGGCGGAGCUGGAGCGUGACUGACACCAUCAUCCUGCACUUGGGCUUGGCUGACACCCUGCUGCUGGUCUCGCUGCCCCUUUGGGCUGUUCAGACCACUGGGGAAUGGAGCUUCGGGACCCCCCUCUGCAAGAUCACUGGAGCCAUGUUCACAAUCAACUUCUACUGUGGCAUCUUCCUGCUGGCCUGCAUCAGUCUAGACCGCUACAUGUCCGUGGUCCACGCGGUCCAGAUGUACUCUCGCAGGAAGCCCUGGAUGGUGCAGGCCAGCUGCCUGUCCGUGUGGCUCCUCUCCAUCCUCCUCUCCAUCCCCGACUGGCACUUCCUGGAGUCUGUGAGGGACACCAGACGAGACAAAGUGGAGUGUGUUCACAACUACCCGUCCCUCUCCCAGUCUUGGUUUGACUGGCGCCUGGCCUCCCGCCUGCUCUACCACACGGUGGGCUUCCUCCUCCCCUCUGCCGUGCUACUCUUCUGCUACUCCUGCAUCCUGCUGCGGCUGCAGCGCGGCUCCCAAGGCCUCCAGAAGCAGAGGGCCGUCCGGGUCAUCCUGGCGCUGGUGCUGGUCUUCUUCCUCUGCUGGACGCCCUACAACAUCAACCUCAUGGUGGACACUUUUCAGGGGAGACCUGGGGAGCCUGUUUCUGUGUCCUGUGAGAACGAGAGGACAGCUGUGGAGAACAGUCUGGUUGUCACGUUCGCUCUAGCCUGCCUGCACGCUUGCCUCAACCCAGUGCUCCAUCUCGGCCUGUGUAGAAACUUCCGGCGACACGUGCUGGAUAUGGUGAGGUGUGUUGAGGUGGUGCAGAACGAUCCGAAACUCUCACUAUGGGAUUCAGGUGUGGUUGAAGACUCACCUGACCAAGCAGAGGAGAUGGGGACGUUGAACCCAAUGACAACCAUGGGACAGGUACAGUCCACCCAGAGCUGAUGGGUAGGAAGAGGAUCCUAAUGAUUAAUAUAGUAUGUCUUCAGGGGAAGUUGAUGUAUGGGUCAUGGGUUUGAGUCUGGGGACUGUUGGAUGACUGUAACCUGGGUCAUGAGAGAAAGACAUGCAUAGUAGAAAGCCCCUUAUGAGGACUGCUUUCUUAGAAUUGCACCUUAAUGGAAAAAGCUCAGACUAAAUGUAUAUUUAUAUAUUUUUAUAAAGUCAGCGGGUUGUCUACUUUUCACGUUUUACCUAUCAAUGUCGUCCGGGUCUGUAGAAUCUGUUGGAAAGAAUUAUGCAUUCAUUAUUCAAACCUACAUCUAUAUAUAUGUGAUUCGGAAUAAAUGUAACAUGGAAUGGAACAUAAGAACUGACCUGGAAUAUUCAUGACAGAACCUGACCCUAUUUGUAUUUUGGUUAAACUGAAUGUCUGGUUUCCAAUUUUCUACCAAAAAAACACAAUUUUAA